GCUCAAAGGGCCGUGUGAAGAUAUUUUGGACAAAUUGUUAUAGUCGAUGCAUAUGCUUGUACUUUGAUAUCAUCUUGCCGUAGGCGAAGGUGUGUGCGCGCGUUUCUCAGCGUUGUCAAUAAUAGUUCUAAAGAGUGAGUUGCGAUAUAAUUUAAUAUUUUAUUUUAUAGGAACAAUAUGAUGCAAUGCGAGAAUCGUGGCUAUUUUAUUCGUAUUGGACAAAAACAGUUGAUUCAAUAGUCAAAUAUCCAUGGUUCUAUGCCUGCUACUUUGGCCAACAGUGUGCCGAAUUCGGGGUAUGGCGGCGGCGAUUGGGUCUCGCAUCUCAAAUAGUUACCGGGGUGGUUGGUCACCUGGCCUUAUUCCACAUACCUUGCUACACUAACCCUGUCCCAUGUCUUUCGUUGUCUUGUCGUUUUUAUAUUUCGACAGUAGCAGUAAAAACUCCAUAUUUUGUCAUAUGCAGCGCUUAUAUGCAGUGUGCGGCAUGCAGCAUGCAGUUGCAUUUGGUACCGAAAAGACCAUGCAGAGUACCGCUGGUCAAUAUCACAACCUAUCAUCGCCACUUCAUGUUGGCUCUAUUAAAGAGCUGCGCUCUAUUUGAAAAGCUAGUAUUUGGCUUGCAUUGGGCAGAAUACAGGGAGAACAGAAUCGCGCGUUGUGACGGGCACGUGGAGAAUUGGAUUUGUGCACGAGGGAACAAUCGCAGCAUCCAUAGCAUGGCAUGAAAGAAGGCAAUGGAGAUUGCUGCAAACUUGUAGAAACAAGCUAUUGUCCAUGUUUUACAAUAGUACUGGCUUUCUUCCUCGUUUUCUCUCUCCAAAAUGAUUUAGCCGGUUUCCAAUAAGAACACUGUGUAGAAGCAGAAAUGCAGCCAAAGUCUCGCCAUUCGUUUGCCGUGGUUGCCAGAUGCUGGUCACCGGUAGGCGCGGGCGGCUACCUAUUGUGGCAUGUUGUACGUACAAGUGCGUCCUGCCUCAACAUCUCGCUUUUUCUCGCCCUUCCCUUUUGCGACUUU
This is a messenger RNA of Trichoderma asperellum CBS 433.97, 1018 nucleotides long. The record is from RefSeq and is a predicted model, not a curated record. NCBI's taxonomy places the organism in Eukaryota, Fungi, Ascomycota, Sordariomycetes, Hypocreales, Hypocreaceae.